ACAGCUUUUGUGAUCGUCGUUUUUCAGGCUAUUGACUAUGUAAAGCUGCGUAAACCAUAUGUAAUAAAUGAUUUGAAGCGGCAGUAUGACUUGUUGGAUCGACGGAAGGUAUUCCGAACCCUUGCCAAAGAAGGCAUUGAACAUCCUAGACAUGGUGUUUUGAUGAGAAGUGACUCAAAUGAAGAAGAUGGCGUCCUAGUCGAGCACAAUGACCACAUAGAAGUAAAUGGUAUGGUUUUCAACAAGCCUUUUGUUGAGAAACCAGUGUCAGCUGAGGACCACAAUAUUUAUAUCUACUAUCCGAGUUCGGUUGGUGGAGGAUCGCAAAGGCUAUUUAGGAAGAUUAACAAUCGAAGCAGUUGGUAUUCACCAGUAAGCGAAGUUCGUAAAGAUGGCUCUUAUAUCUAUGAGGAUUUUAUCCCAGCCGACGGCACAGAUGUGAAGGUAAUUUGGCUCACAUUCUAUAGCUUUGCUGUUUGCAGCGCUAUUUCUGCUUAUCCAUUUCUCUUGGGUGAGAUUUGAAA
Messenger RNA from Cylicostephanus goldi, 524 nucleotides. Lineage: Eukaryota; Metazoa; Nematoda; Chromadorea; Rhabditida; Strongylidae. The record is from the annotation of a GenBank genome assembly.